Lathyrus sativus (Indian pea) is the source of this 372-nucleotide messenger RNA. NCBI's taxonomy places the organism in Eukaryota, Viridiplantae, Streptophyta, Magnoliopsida, Fabales, Fabaceae. The record is from the annotation of a GenBank genome assembly.
AUGGAUGUUGAAAAUUGCAACUGUCUAGGAUCAAGAAACAGAAACAUUUGGUCAAGUUACGAGAGAAUUGGCCACGACCCUAUUGUAUGUGUCAAUGAAUUUAUGAGCAAAAUUAAGAUAGCAAAGUUGAAAACACUGUGGAGGAAGAUCAAGAGAGAAAAAAAGAUGAAAACUUUUAGAACAUCUUCAUCUAUUUUUCUCUAUGAUCCUAACUCUUAUUUACAGAAUUUUGAUGAUGGUUAUUUCAAUGAUCCUGAUCAUUUUUCAGUGUCGUUCUCUGCUCGAUUUGCAGCACCACGCUCCAAAAUGUUCGUGAAGAAUAUUGAAGUGAUGAAUAAUGAUGAAAUAUUGGAGAUCAGUCAUGAGAGCUAG